Molecule: messenger RNA, 1681 nt
Organism: Teleopsis dalmanni
Lineage: Eukaryota; Metazoa; Arthropoda; Insecta; Diptera; Diopsidae
Gene: Antp
Product: homeotic protein antennapedia
Exons: 5
Coding region: 504-1562 (352 amino acids)
Biological process (GO): regulation of transcription by RNA polymerase II; anterior/posterior pattern specification
Cellular component (GO): nucleus
Molecular function (GO): DNA-binding transcription factor activity, RNA polymerase II-specific; RNA polymerase II cis-regulatory region sequence-specific DNA binding
Source: RefSeq, a predicted model, not a curated record
AAAUUGAAGUUAGAAAUCAGUAGUCAAUAAAUUUAAACUUAAGCGGCAACCGCAAAACAAUUUAUUUUUGGCGAAUAUUUUUUGGAUUUUACAAUUUCAAAAGGAAACAAACAAUAUUAAAUAUAAUUAAAAGCAAAAAGCAAAAAGCAAAAAGGAGAACUAAUCUUUCGAGCAAAGGAUCAGAAACGAAAUAAUUUGAUACCUCAACACAUUUACGAUAAACUUUAAGCUGUAAAUUGUACUUAAGUGUUCAAAUAUUAGUUUAAUACGACAAAUCGAAUUCUACAAUUAAACAAAAACUAAACAAAAAAAAUUAUAAAAAUUUAUACACAUUUUAAAAUUACUUAUAAGUAAAAAAGGAAAUAAAAAAAAAAUAGCUUCAAGCACAGAAUUGCUAACGCAUUUGAGUCUCAGCAAUUUCAAAACCAGUCACUAGUAAUUAAUCGAAUUGCAAGUUUUCACGUUUUAAGUUGGAAAAAGUGGAAGAAAAUUUUCUAUUCAACAUGACGAUGAGUACAAAUAACUGUGAGAGUAUGACCUCAUAUUUUACGAACUCCUACAUGGGCGCCGACAUGCAUCAUGGACACUACCCGGGUAACGGAGUCGCUGAUCUCGAUGCACAACAGAUGCAUCAUUAUAGUCAAAAUCCAAAUCACCAGGGCAAUAUGCCCUACCCGCGGUUCCCACCUUAUGAUCGGAUGCCCUACUACAAUGGCCAAGGUAUGGAACAGCAUCAAGGCUAUUCACGGCCAGACAGUCCUUCCAGUCAAGUAGGCGGCAUGCCCCAAUCGCAGGCGAAUGGCGGUGGUCCGAUCGUUACACAACAACAACAAUCACAGCAACAGAAUACACCACAGCAUCAACAGCAUCCGCAAGUGACGCAACAGGUGACACACCCACAACAACAGCAACCAGUCGUCUAUGCAAGUUGUAAGCUACAAGCUGCAGUCGGUAGUCUGGGUAUGGUACCCGAAGGCGGUUCACCACCGUUAGUCGAUCAAAUGGGCACUCAUCAUAUGAACGCACAAAUGUCAAUACCACAUCAUAUGGGCCACCCACAAGCACAGUUGGGUUACAAUGAUGUUGGAGUUCCUGAUGUCACAGAGGUACACCAAAAUCAUCACAACAUGGGCAUGUAUGGACAACAGCAAACUGGCGUUGCAACUGUUGGCGCACCUCCACAAUCCAUGAUGCAAGGUCCACCACAAAUGCAUCAGCAUCCUGGUCAACACACACCACCAUCACAAAAUCCAAAUUCGCAGUCUUCAGGGAUGCCAUCUCCAUUGUAUCCCUGGAUGCGAAGUCAAUUUGAACGUAAACGUGGUCGUCAAACUUACACAAGGUACCAGACCCUGGAACUGGAGAAAGAAUUUCACUUCAAUCGUUAUUUGACAAGACGACGACGCAUUGAAAUUGCUCAUGCUCUCUGCCUAACUGAGAGACAAAUCAAGAUUUGGUUUCAGAAUCGUCGCAUGAAGUGGAAAAAGGAGAACAAAACAAAAGGCGAACCUGGUUCAGGCGGAGAAGGUGAUGAAAUCACACCACCAAAUAGUCCUCAAUAAACCAAUUAACAAAGAUUAUAUAUAUGUAUCUAUAUAUAUAUAUAUAUAUAUAUAUAAGCUAUGGAAAUGGAAGAUACAGUUAUUAUUCUAAUGAACGAAGCUAUGAGAACUAAACACAA